Molecule: messenger RNA, 2362 nt
Organism: Daphnia pulex (common water flea)
Lineage: Eukaryota; Metazoa; Arthropoda; Branchiopoda; Diplostraca; Daphniidae
Product: venom prothrombin activator pseutarin-C non-catalytic subunit-like
Exons: 9
Coding region: 249-2144 (631 amino acids)
Source: RefSeq, a predicted model, not a curated record
GUCGUUCACCAGACGCGGGACGGUGCGGACAUACCAAAAAGCUUUCGUCUAACUUUAAGCCCUACCGUUAAAGUUUUGUUUCACAUUUGUUAAACUGUGGUUUUUUCUCUUACCGGACGUCCUGCUGUGUCAUCUCUCUCAGCCACACAAAUUGUUUGCGUCAUUGUUUUUCCCGCGUUUUGAUUUGAGUGUUGAGUAGAAACUGUCAUGAAUGACAUUGGCCGGCAAGAGUUGGUGCGGCGAAACGAAUGAUGGAACCUCCUCCUCCUUGGCCGUGUCUAUUUGAUUAUGCAUCAUCGGCGAUGAUGGAAUCGACUCAACUGGACAAACAGAAUUCGAACGGGCAGAGAAGAAGUGGCGACCGCUCGACUGGGGCGGCUGCUCCCAGCAGGACCUCAACGUCCCACCAAGAAUCCUCGGUGAAGAAUUGUAGCCGACCACUUCAUCUCACUCUCAAAAAAUCUCCCCUCGUUGUCAGCUGCUUCCUCCUCGUUCAGCUCAUCUCGUCGGUUCAUCUCGCCACAGGAAAGUCUGCGACAGCCACGGGCUCGACGACGGAAUGUCCCCGUCUACUCGGAAUGAGCUCCGGAUCUAUCCAAGAUUGGCAAAUUGCAUCCAGCUCCCAGUGGACAGGCGUGGGCGAACUCGUCGAGUUCGGAGGUGGCAGCAGCAGCAGCAGCACUGGCAGUGGCGGGAACGCCUUUAACAGCCAGGGCGGUUCGUGCCAACCGAAAUACGCACGGCUUUAUCAGAGCGGAAACAAAGCCUGGUGCGCAAAGCAUCGAUCCGUCGGCGAAUGGAUCCUAGUAGAUUUGGGUGUUAUAUCGCAGGUCACUGGAGUGAUGACGCAAGGACGAGAGGAGGCAGACGAAUGGGUAAGCGCCUACAGCAUCUCCUACAGCGCCGACGCUUUCAAGUGGAGUUACGUCGUCGACGGCUACGGAAAUCGACGCGUCUAUCGCGGCAACGUAGACGCUUCCAGCGUCCGCUACAACUUGCUCGACCCGCCGCUGCAAACGCGCUUCGUCCGGCUGCACGUCAUUGAAUGGCGAGGGCGGCCCAGUCUCAGACUGGAAAUCGUCGGCUGCCAAGAAUGCAACCAAGUCAUCACGGAAUCGCCCAACGUCAAAUUAACUUCCAGUUCCGUCCCGACGGCCGCCAAGAAGCACAGUUGCCAGCCAGACUCUGCUCACCUAUUCAGCCACACGGGAUGGUGCGCUAAGAAGCAAGACGCGGAUCAAUGGAUCCAAUACGACUUGGGUCCGCCCAGACAGAUUACGGGCGUCGUGACAAGAGGCCACGGUGGAUGGGAGAGCAAACAACGGCACCACGUCUCCUGGGUCAGCUCCUACACCCUGUCGUACAGCAACGACACUCUCCUGUGGUUCUCCUACCGCGAUGGCAACCACCUGGAUCCCAAGAUCUUUGGCGGAAACAUGGACGGAGAGACCGAGCGACGACACUACCUCAAUCACCCGUUCAGUGCCCGUUACGUCCGUCUUCAUCCGUUGACCUGGCGGCACGGCAUCGGCUUACGCGCAGCCCUGCUGGGCUGCCCUCACAAAGCGGGAAGCGACUGCGGGCCGGGAUUCUUCCACGUCAACGCCGUCUCCGGAUGCAUGGAAAAUUUGGCCUAUCACCACAAUACGUGGCUGAAUGACAAGCGCCAUCUGUGGAAAGAUUGGAAAUACGGACGGGCGUCUUUGGCGGUGGACGGCGAUUCGGACGCCAGCCUCCAUCGCUGCGCCAUCCUGGACAACUACUUUGUGGAAAACCCCGUCUGGAUGGUCGAUCUGGGCAAGAAAAGUAACAUCAACGGCGUUGUUAUUGCCACUUGGCAGGGCAAAGGUCAAGAAUUUCAUUUAUCGGCAGACAAAACGGCCACUUACCGCGACUACCAGACCAACUUGGAGAAACUCACCGUUUACGUCUCCAAUAAACCUCGUCUCGAGACAGCUGAUUUACUGGCGGAGGCAUCUUGUGGCCAGGUCAGUCGCAGUAAUGACAGUCUCUUCCAACCACGUAUCCACAUCCAGUGCCAAGAGGAUCUUCGAGGUCGCUAUCUCUACAUCCGAGCUUCGGCCGUGGCCAACCGCAAGGCCCGCCUCUUCUUCUCCGUUCUGUGCGAAGUUAUGGUCUACUAAAUAAUAAUUAUUAUAACAAUUACACAAUCUCUCGACACGCUUUGUUUUCCCUUCUUCUUUUGCUGCUCCCUUUCUCUUCGUCUUUCGACUCUACUCCGGCAUUCAAAAUUAUCAGCUAUAUCUCUGUUUUCACCUUUAAAAAAAAAGAACAACCAAUUUUUAAGGCUUCCGGGUUUUCUUCGGCGUUCCAUUGGCGUGUAAAUAUACCUCGCCCAAAC